This is a messenger RNA of Aspergillus ochraceoroseus IBT 24754, 1254 nucleotides long. RefSeq lists its product as uncharacterized. Gene Ontology annotation, molecular function: guanyl-nucleotide exchange factor activity. The transcript has 2 exons. The record is from RefSeq and is a predicted model, not a curated record. Lineage: Eukaryota; Fungi; Ascomycota; Eurotiomycetes; Eurotiales; Aspergillaceae. Gene Ontology annotation, cellular component: cytoplasm. The coding region runs from base 1 to 1254 and encodes 417 amino acids.
AUGGACGUCUUCGUCUCGGGAAGCAACAACUCCGGCGAACUAGGCAUCGGGAACCGGACCGAGUCUCUCGCGCAGCCAAUUCUCAGCACGACCUUGAAUGCAGAGGAUGUGGGGGUCGUGCAACUGGUGACGCGAGGACGUCACUGCGCCGCACUCACGCACGAUAACAAGAUCCUCACUUGGGGUGCCUGUGCGCAGGGCCAACUGGGUAGAAAAAUCGACCGUGGAGACGACCCCCGGCAGAAGUCGAAGAAUUCCUCUGCUGCGCUUCCCGGGGAAGUGGAUAGGAAGCAUUUCCCUCCUGAUACGGUGUUUGUGCAGCUGGCUGUGACUGAUCAUGCAACGUUUGUAUUGACGGAGGAUGGAUAUGUGUAUGGAUGGGGUGCUUUUAAGAACUCCAAAGGGGUUGAAGCCUUCACAGGCAAUAACCGACACCAAUUCUCCCCAAUGCUCAUUCCAGAACUACACGACGUCACGAAACUCGUCGCCGGAUCGCAGCACGUCCUCGCCCUCACAGCCAAGGGCAGCGUCUAUGCCUGGGGCAACACGGAGCGCAAGGCCCUCGGUCGACGCAUGCAGGGCCGAAUGAACAACGUGCCAUUCUGCUUCGUGCCCCGCGCAUGCGCGGUCCCCUUCGACGUGGUGAACAUCAGCGCCGGAGCGCACCACUCGUUCGCGAUCCGGCAAACCGGGGCCGUCUACUCGUGGGGCGCGAAUGAGUUCGGCCAAACCGGCGUCCCCCUGGAUAGCGAGGGUCCUCUGUUCGAUUCCAGCGACCAGGACGACAGCGGCUUCGUGGGCCUCCCCCGGGAGGUGUACAGCCUGCGCGGGCACCGGGUCUCCUCUGUUGCGGGUGGCAGACACCACAGUGUCGCGGUUACCGAGGACGGCCGGUGUCUCAGCUGGGGCCGCGUCGACACCGAGAUCCUAGGCAUUGAGUAUGAUGAUCUGCCCCAGGAGGAGGUCAUGAGGAUUGGAGACCACGGCGAGCAUUCCGUUCUCAUGACGCCGACGCUCGUCACCAAUAUCGACGGCAAGGUUUCCUUUGCGACUGCUGCGGACGAGCGCGCCGUCGUGGUGACAAGGAAGGGCCAGGCCUUUUCCUGGGGGGCUUCGGGGCAUGUACACGGAGACACUGUUGAGCUGCCGACUCUCAUGGCGGUUGAUGGGAAGCGGGUGGUCUCUGCGGCGGUGGGAGACCAGUACAGCAUUCUUCUCAGCGAGCAUACUGGAGCAUACACAGCGACUAAUUAG